Molecule: messenger RNA, 1062 nt
Organism: Trametes versicolor FP-101664 SS1
Lineage: Eukaryota; Fungi; Basidiomycota; Agaricomycetes; Polyporales; Polyporaceae
Exons: 5
Coding region: 1-1062 (353 amino acids)
Source: RefSeq, a predicted model, not a curated record
AUGCUUACCGGCGCUUCGCGUGGCCUGCUUGCAAUUACGCCAAUCGAGCGGCUGGACUACAAGCACUGUCUCUUGUUCGAUUGCGUACUGCCCGACGACCCACGCCCGCUGGACGACUCGACGGUGCUCACGCGGGGUGACUACGUCUGCUGCUACACCGGCCCCACAGGAAUAGAUACCGACAGGAUCUCUCAUUCCUCACACUUUUUCCCCGACGAUGUUUAUACCCUUCCGAGAACACUCCAGGUUCUGCUAGAUGAGGAUGCUGCUUUUUCGGAGAUGUACAAAUCGUCCUACAGCGGAAACCCGGAGACCUUGAACCCGUACCUAGCGGUACCGGCAACCAUUACUCCAGAGCUCUGCAACAUGGCCUGGGAGAAAUAUGCCCCCAAAUGCAUGUUCACCGGAUCGACGGGCGACGCGGGCGACCGUAGUGUCGGCGUUUACUGGAUCUACCCUCCUACAGCGCACAGCAGAAUGCUCGCCUACUCCUGCGUACCCCGGCGCACAUGUCAGGCAGACUUCACGCAGGAAGAUAUGGAAGUCGCUGCAAACGUCGUCACUAUGCGCGCGGACAUCCAUCGGCUUUGGCUGGCUAACGCCAUCAGCGUCGACGUCGACGACGGAUACCGCAUCGUUGUUUUCGACAAGAUCGCUCAAGCCACCCAGUUCUUCACCCGUCUCCGAUUCGAUGCACAGGACCAUAACAGUCUCCGCGAUGAUUUCUUCCGCGAGCAAUUCCGCUACACGCUUGCCGUACGCCUCCUGGGAGGGCACCUCGUUCCUCAUGACGUUAGGCGUGGGGACGUCAUGGAAUUUCUGGGAAAGGUAAAAUACGCUCCCGACAAGGUGACUCCGAGAGCGUCGGACCUCAAGCACAAGAAAUGGAGAACUCGGGUGGGAAAGGUGGCGCUGCAGCACAUCCAGGCCAUGCAUCCCAACCUGAAGCUUGAACUUCCCGAGCACCUCAUCAAGGGCGGUAGCUUGGAGGAGGAGGACACGGACGAGAGUACGGAUGAAGAGGAUACAGACGUGGUGGCAACGGAGGACGAGAGUGAUUGA